This is a messenger RNA of Bactrocera dorsalis (oriental fruit fly), 1308 nucleotides long. RefSeq lists its product as uncharacterized. The transcript has 2 exons. NCBI's taxonomy places the organism in Eukaryota, Metazoa, Arthropoda, Insecta, Diptera, Tephritidae. The coding region runs from base 335 to 1267 and encodes 310 amino acids. The record is from RefSeq and is a predicted model, not a curated record.
UUGCAUCGUCAGUACAGCAUUUGAUUUAGUUUAAUAAACAACAUCAAUAGCAACAGAAAGUGUAAAAUAUAUAGAAUUUUCCAUCCUUCUAUCCCCACUAUUCACUAUUUUCUCACAAUCAAAAUUGAGCAAAACAUUGCCAGCCCAGUGAAAGACAUCACUCAUACGCACCGUUGCACAGCAUAAGGAUUACACAAACGGUACGAGUGUGUGUGCGUGCUAAAAGGAUUAAAGCAGUUACUGUGUCGGUCGUGAUAUAGUUGACGUUUUCGGUUAAAAGAACGUUCAGCGUUACGUGUGUGUGCGUGUACUCGAAUUUAGCGUGCGUUUCACCAUGAAAGCAUUCAUCUUGUUGUCCUGUGUAGCGCUGGCAGCUGCCCGGCCUGAGGCGGGCUAUGCUUACAAUAGGCCAGGCGGUGGUGGCGGCUCUGGUGGAUUCGGUGGCGGUUCCGGUGGAUUUGGUGGCGGAUCCGGUGGAUUCGGUGGUGGUGGCGGCGGUCUUGGUGGUGGACUAGGUGGUGGACUUGGCGGUGGACUCGGUGGUGGCGGCGGCGGUGGAUUUGGUGGCGGUUCUGGAGGUGGUGGCGGUUUCGGCGGCGGUGGUUUUGGUGGCGGCGCCGGUGGUGGCGGUGGAUUCGGAGGAGGUGGCAUCGGCGGCUUCGGUGGUGGCGGCGGCGGUGGCGGCACCACACUCGUGCAGAAACACAUUUAUGUGCACGUGCCACCACCAGAGCAAGAGGAAGUGCGUCCACGUCCCAACAUACCCAUCGGUCAGGCACAGAAACACUACAAGAUCAUCUUCAUUAAGGCACCAUCUCCACCCAGUUACCAGGCGCCAAUCAUUCCCCUGCAGCCACAGAACGAAGAGAAGACACUCGUCUAUGUGUUGGUCAAGAAGCCAGAAGAUCAACAGGACAUCGUUAUUCCGACACCAGCGCCCACACAGCCCUCCAAACCCGAAGUAUACUUCAUCAAGUACAAGACCCAAAAAGAAGGCGGCGGCGGCGGUGCUAUUGGAGGUGGUGGCAUCGGAGGCGGCGGCGGUGGUAUUGGCGGUGGAAUUGGCGGUGGAAUUGGCGGCGGUAUCGGCGGUGGUAUCGGUGGUCUCGGUGGUGGUAUUGGUGGUGGAAUCGGUGGUGGCGGCAUUGGCGGCGGUAUCGGCGGUGGUGAUGGCGGCUACUCCGGCGGCGGCGGCGGUGGUGGCGGUGGUGAUAUCUCAGCACCUUCCUCCAACUACGGACCACCUGGCAAAUCUGGACCAUAUUAAGCGAACAUUUGCGGCGAAAAUUCGAGUGCAGCUAAAAAUGU